CGCGUUCCGGUUGAGCAGAUCCUCUUGGGUCGGUGUGCCAGCAAACAGCUAUCCUCUCCAGUUACCCUUCCGAUCACAGCGCUGUCAGGAUGGCUAAGCUUAUGCUAAUACUUUCGAUUCUGUACGUGCUGGGCGAGACGCUGGGGCAACCUAUAACAUUUGACUCAACGAACAUAAUAUGGACGAUAUUUAAUGGCCGGAAACAGGUGGCUGCGUUCCUGCCCGGAGAUCCGUUCCGGGGACCCCGGAGGUAUGGCACCAUCCCCUGGAAGUACAGCGCCAAGAUACCUUACGGGAUUUCCUACCACUACGCCCGUAACACGCUCGUCUUCUCAGACUUGAAUCGGCAGAGUAUUUACUUCAUCGAUACAGCCUCUGGCUUCUGGAACGUUACCAAAUUCCAUGCAGGAUUCGGAUGGGUUGAACACACUGCGAUGGACUGGGUGUCGGAUAACCUGUACUGGGUGGAUGGAUACUAUGAGUGGGUAGCCAUGAAAUCCUUGGAUUCUACUGACGUCCAUGAGUACAAGAUCAUCGCCGACGUCAACGUUGUUUCCCCUCGUGGCAUCGUUGUGGAUCCUAACAUGGGAUAUGUGUAUUGGACGGACAUUUCGGACCCACCAAGGAUCGUUCGCUCCGAGCUGGACGGCAGCAGGCAAGUCGUGCUGGCUGCUCAAGGACUCAUCAAUCCGUUUGACAUCACGCUCAAACCGGACAACGGUCAGAUAUUUUGGGUUGACAGAUCACGUGAUACAGUAGAAACGGUGAUGUAUGACGGCACUGGGAGAAACGUCAUAUUUACUUCACAUCAAGGACAGCCGGUCGGCCUCUCGUAUUAUAAGGACCACUUGUUCCUUGCCGACACGACCUUUGACGAUGUGGUUGUCCUGGACAUGGUCAAUGGUCUGGGUAAAACCUUCUUCAAACUGAACCAAAGGACCCUGGGAAUCGCCCGUGUGCUGACGGUCUGGGCCGAGGAGAACCAGCCAGACAAGCACAACAAACGAGGUGCGUGUUCUCGUAACGGCUGUGACCAAGACUGUGUUCUGACCCCCAACAGGAGCCCCAAGUGUCUGUGUCGUGAGAACUACAUGCUUCAGAACGACGGACGAGCCUGCAAACAAAUAACGAAGAUCCCGCAUCACGCCUUAGUUCUGACGAAUGGUACCGACAUCUGUGCCUACCACCUGACGGCUCCCCAGGGUGGGGACGUCCCCGACACCCUGGAGUGUUUCAAGGAGGGUAGAUCCGACGACGACAUCCGUAGUCUGGCCAUCGACAGCCGUAACAUGAAAAUCUACUAUACGUCCAAACAGAGAUCCGAGAUUCGAUCCAUGAACAUGGAUGGCAGCGGGGCCAAUACGGUCGUGUCCGGAGUCAAGAGUGUAGGAGGCCUGACGUUUGACUAUGUUAAAAAUGAGUUGUACUGGACUGAUACCAUUGCCAAUCAGAUUAAGAGGAUAACACAAAGCGGUGCCGUGGAGAACGUCCAUUUAGAUACCAAUCUGGGCGACCUGACCAUUGAUCCUUACCACAGGCAUCUGUUUUAUAUCAAAGCCGGUUCAGCAAAUGCCAUAGCCAUGUAUGAUCUUGACGAAAAGAAGAAAACACCGUUGACGAACGCCCAUGCCGACAAACCACAACGAAUCACGUACGAUGAUAAGAAAAAGAAAGUUUAUUGGACGGACUUGGGCAAGAUCCAGGCUGUGACGUAUGAAGGGAAUGUUGAACCUGCCGUGGGAACGCUGAACGUCAAUAACAGGGCUAUCGUGUCUUACGGGAAAUUUUUGAUGUGGUCUACAGCCCAGUCUAACGGCACAAGUCUGAUUCACAUGUACAAGCCUCCAGAUAAGACGACCUACAAGAGGCUACAGGUCAGCUUCCCGGGCCAGAUCACCGACUUCGCCAUCUUUGACAAAUUGAGACAUGCCCCCGACAGAGACGGGUGUUUUGUGAAGAAUGGCGGGUGUCAGCACGUUUGCAUACCUGGAGUCAGGGACAGCAAAUGCGUUUGUAACCUUGGAUACACACUGAAUAAAGAUGGCAAGACCUGCAACUCGAACUUGGUGUCAGAUAACUUCACUUUCGCGUCGGACCCGAUGAGCAGGCGGGUUGUUCAGGUUAACCUGAACAACGGUAACAUCGCGGGCACUGCCAUUGGUGAAGGCACCAUGGUAUCCAACGUGGUGGUCGUGGGACAGACAGCUUACUGGGCGGAUCAGAACAGGAGGGUCAUAAAGAAAUCCAGUCUGGAUGGCAGUGGCGCUAAGUCUCUUCACAACGCAGCUAAAUUCGUGAUUCAGCGUAUAGCCGUUGACCCUGCUACGGAGAACAUUUUCUACACGGCUACAGACGGCAACAAGGGAGUGGUCGGUGUGGUUAAUAUGGAAGGAACUCGAUAUAGGACGCUCUUCGAUAACGUUAAAUAUGUCAGGGACAUUAAAAUCCACAGUGGACUUGGCUUGAUAUUCUGGGUUGAGCGGAAGGACAACCCUGGCAUCGAGCGUGCCACCAUGCACGGUCAGAAUAGGAUGUUGAUUUAUAACGCCGCUAGCAACAGCCUUAUCUUCGGUAUAGAGAUCGAUUACGAAGGUAACCAGUUGUACUGGUGUAAUAAGCGAGACGGCCUAAUCAGCCGGUCAGACUUCUUCGGUGGAGAUAUCGUGGAAGUUUUGAGGGACAAACAGGCUUCCGUCACGGACAUUGCCAUAUUUGGACAGUACCUCUUUUACACUGGAACCAAUUCAAAUGGAAUUAUGCGUGUUGACAAGAAAUAUGGGACCAAUCCUUACCGUUUGGCGGAGACGCAUCUGUUUUCUCAACUGCAUGACCUUUACGUCUUCAGUACGACAUUCCCCGCUCCCAGCAAUGCCAAAUGCAAGGAAAGGAACGCUGGCUGCUCUUCAUUCUGUCUACCCACCAAUGACACCCGGGUGUACGUGUGUGAGUGUUCUAACUGGGACACGCUGUCAGAGGACCUGAAGACUUGUGCAGGGGAUAAACACCCUGACCUAUUACCAAAGCCCCCUGGAGGUUCCGGUACGACCACAGUGAACCCGUUCAUUCCCACCAAGCCCAUUACCACCAAGCCCAUCCCUAGCAGCUCAGGAACCACAAACAACAUCAACGUGUCUACAAACGAUCGCUUGGCGUCGUCUAAGGAGGAUAGCGGUCCAAACGCAGCGGCCAUUGCCGUGCCGAUCGUUCUGGUGGUCGUGAUUGCUGUUGGUGUCAUCGCUGCCGUACUCUUGUACAGACGACGACAAUCGAAGAGAAGCCCUCUAGUGUCGGAGCCACGCGGAAGUGAGAAUCCUAGCUACUUCAAACGGUUCCUCAAAUAUCGAGACGGUGAAAACCUAGAGCCUAAAAAAAGGAGGAAAGCCUCAAAAGCCUUUCAGUGUGAAACCCGUCGUAUUAUGCAGUGAUAUGAUUUUUAAUAGUAUUUGUAUAAAUUAACCUGAGAGUUUAAGUGCAGAUAUCUGUGCAGCUGAAUUUACUUUGGCACCUAUUACAAAGUCAGUCGUUGGCCUCGAUUCCGGGUCCCGUUCUGCAAAGCGGUUGCAACGUUGCCACCAGCGCAUUUAUAAAGGUGACGAAUCUUUUCACUCUAUGGAAAUUGCGCUAGGUGCAGUUUGCGACUGCCUCGUACAACGUGCUCAGUUGUCUUUCUCACAGAUUAGCAAAAGUUAUCAUGUAACUAUUUUUGCUUACUGAUUAUUUGUCAACUUUUGUCAUUAGAUUAUAAAAUGUUGUCCAUUUACUGGAUUCACUGGCCGUCUGAUCUUUUGUAAACUUUUGACUCAUUAGAUUGUUUCUGGUAUUGCCAAACGUUAUCAUGUAACUGUAUUUGUUUUGGCCAGGCAUGUAUCAUUUGUUAACUUUUAUCUAAAAUAAAUCUCUUAGAAAUAAGUCAUUAGAUUGUCUCCGAGAUUGUCAAGUAUUGUCAUUUAACGGCAUCAUUUUGGUAGUUACUAAGAAUCAUUUCUAGCAACAGUCUCGCAGAACUGUCUUGGAAACGAUCAAACACAGUAGGCCUAAUACCAAUAUCCACAUCUGACAUGUCUUACAGAUUAGUUUCAACAUUUGACUCACAUUUGACUGUUUCAAAGAUUGUCAAACGUCGUUAGGUUAUACUGCACUUGAACUGUCAGAGAUCGUCGAGAAAAACAUAAUGCAUAACCCACUGCACCUUUUGUCGUAUCUUUGUGGAUUGUUGCUGUGGCCUUUUCUUUUCUGUGUUGUUGUUGUUGUUGUUGUUUUAACCGGGCCUCACUCUCACGAAGUAGCCGGAUCUGUCAACCAGUGGAAUCUCUCCUCUUUUGUGAUGUCACACUUGUUCGUUGUUUUAAACGUGAUGUCAUGAUCACUGGACUUACUAGAAUCUCCAACACAAAUGCUACUAAUUAUCAUUUUCGCAGACAGCGUAAGUUUGCUGCAAGUUUCGAUGUGCUUUUUCUGGGAAAUAUGACCGCUGGGGCUGCCUUGGAGUGAGAUGAUACAUGGGUACUAGUUUAUGCAUAUGUUUAUUUUUAUACGUAUAUACAGCUGAUGAAUUUAAAAAAUGCAAACCAUAAGAAUACGCCUUGAUAUAAAUAUAAUAUGUAAAUACGUGGUGUUUGGUGAAGAAAAAAUGACCUAGAUUUAUAUGAUGUCUGAGACUGUAAUUACGUGUUAAUUUACCCGAUCAGAUCUAAAGAAUAUGUAAUAUGAAUUAUGUACUUCAUGUAAUUAGUAUCUGAGAAUUUUGAUUUGUAUAUAUGUUUAAAAAAGGA
Messenger RNA from Liolophura sinensis, 4772 nucleotides. Its product is annotated as low-density lipoprotein receptor-related protein 4-like. The transcript is spliced from 19 exons. The coding region runs from base 90 to 3425 and encodes 1111 amino acids. Lineage: Eukaryota; Metazoa; Mollusca; Polyplacophora; Chitonida; Chitonidae. The record is from RefSeq and is a predicted model, not a curated record.